Molecule: messenger RNA, 11092 nt
Organism: Zonotrichia albicollis (white-throated sparrow)
Lineage: Eukaryota; Metazoa; Chordata; Aves; Passeriformes; Passerellidae
Source: RefSeq, a predicted model, not a curated record
CUAUAAUCCUGGUGCUUAGAGUGGUCUGAAAGGAACAGAAACACUUAGCCUUGAACUUUUGUUCUGCUGCUGCUUCUUGUGCCUCUGAGUGAGGAUCCAGCAGAGACAAUAGCAAUAGACUCUAACAAUCAGCCGAAGUCUCCACUGGAAAAAUUUAUGGUCAGACUGUGUACACAUCACCAGAAGCAGUUCAUUCGUGUGCUAAACGACAUAUACACUGAAGUACAGCCAGACUCUGACGGCCAGCAGUUAUCUGAAUCUGAGAGCAUGGAGGCCUCUACUUGUGGCUCUGGUUGUAGCCAGCGAAGCACUGAAAAUCAGGAUAAGGGUGCUACUUGUACUGAAUCAAAGCUCCCUUCUCCAUUGGACCCAGGACAGUCAGGGGCCGACAGCCCCCUGCAUGUUACGGGACAAGCCCCGAAGCAGCCAGUGGAACUGAAGUCUCUGGACAGAGCAGAGAACUCCAGUCCUGCUUUGAGGAGGGACUUCUGCGAGCUCCCCAUCACCAGGCUUCGCUCUGCUAGUCCAAAGGAUAGCCCCACCCAAGGAUACCUCAGCACGUUGAACUCUUCCUCUUUGAAUUUCCAUCACGCCGCAAAGAGCCUGGAAGGGCAGCAAGCUGCUGGACACGAACAAGAAGCCGCUGUCAGGAAGUGUGAGGAUAAUAAAGAGCAGCUAGCAGGUAAGACUCUCAUGGAAGGUUAUAUCUCAGUCAAAGUGGCAAAUGUGAAUGGCAGUGAGGACAGCUUAGACAGCUGUCUGGGGUCCCAAAAGAGCUCUUGUAGGGCUCUCCCAGAGGAGUCCUGGGAUCCUGGCUUUGCAGUGACGCCCCCUCGCAGAGCCGACAAAGAGAACACUUUGCAAUGCGGCUCGAAAGCAUCUUUGCACCAGGACUUAGAUGCAAAAGAACAAGACGUGAGACCAAAGCAAGAAAACCACCUGCAUGCCAUGGCCAAGGGCAAGGCAGGCUGCCAGCUGCACCCAGCCGACAAGGGCAUGCUCGACAAGUCCAAAGAGGGCUGGCUGCCCACUGGCGCCAUGCCAGCCGCCCACCGCCCCCCUGGUGGGCACCCCCGUGCCAAGGCAGCCUCCCUCAGGCCCUCUCGGAAGAGCAAGAAGGCGUCAGGGCUGAGGAUCAAUGACUAUGACAACCAGUGCGACGUGGUGUACAUCAGCCAGCCCAUCACCGAGUGCCAUUUCGAGGCGCAGCGCCUGGUGUCGUCCCGCAGGACGGCCAGGAAGAGCACGCGGGGCUAUUUCUUCAACGGGGAGUGCUGCGAGCUCCCCACCGUGCGCACGCUGGUGAAGAGCUCCCGCGCCGAGGAGAGGGCGAGCAGCCCGGCACUGCGGACAGAGACCCUCGUAAGUGCAAAACCACCCCUGGUGUUCUCGGUGGAGGGGUCUGCAGGGGCAGGAAGGGAGGGUGAGAAAAGGGUUUCCCUGAGGCUCCUGGCUAAAGUGGCACCAGCCGGCCGAGAAACGAAGGAGAGAGCUGAGCUGGGCUCCAUGCAGCUCCGGGAAACCCGAGCACUACGAUCAAGGGAGGCUGCUGUGGCCAUGCCAUUCUUCUCCCUCUCUGCUCCACCCAGCCCCCAGAAAGAGGACAGCUUGGCCAGCUCGCCACCACCUGGCUCCCCUCCUGCUGAAGGAGGGGAGUCAUCUCCCCUCAGUGCCACAGUGGGAGGCACUGUCACCUGGGAGGCUGGCAGUAGCCUGGGCUGCUCUGGGGAUGGCAGCAGCAGCAGCCAGGCUGCUGAUGUUGCUGCCUUUUCAGUCUCAAAAGCACACGGUGAGGAGGAAAGUUGUCCAGGCUCUGACAUACAAACUAUUCCAGACCCCCCUGCCAGUCCAGAGCCAAAGUCCUCCUCACAGCCCUCUGCUGCUACAGACACAACGCCUCUGCCCUGUGAUGGUGCCAGGGAUCCUGCCCAGCUUCCAGGCUCAGGGGAUGCUGAGCUCUGUGGGCAGUGUCUGGCAGAGCCCUCCGCAUGCUCUCCAGGCUCACAGGCUCCUGAUGAGCCCCCUGCCACCAUGGAUGAGAAGAGCCCCCUGGAGCCCCCUGCCACCAUGGAUGAGAAGAACCCCCUGGAGCCCCCUGCCACUUUAGAGUGUGGGGAUGUGAACAAAAGCAUCGAUGCUAAACCAGAAGCUGAAUCAUUGGUCAUGGUGGGUGACAGCCCUCUUGAGCAAGAGGAUGCUGUGCUCAUCAGCACACCCCUCCCCGAAAUCUUGGAAGUAGAAACAAUGCAGAAUAAUAGCACAGCAGGUGAAAAAGAGCCCACUGAAGGGGAAAUGCCACCCGACCCAAACAGCUCAGACUCUGUCUCUUCCAAAGACUGUCUAGACAAGAAGCGGAAGAAAGGCAGGAGGGCGCUAGUGGCAUCGGACCGGUGUCUCCGAAGCCAACGAUCCCCAUCACCUGCUGAGGGCAGUGCUGAGGACUCUGGUUCUUCCAGCUCUGGGCAGCUUACUUGCCUUCAGAUCAAACUCUCCAAGAGCCCUGGUGCUAAGCGCUUCAAGAGAGAAGUGCAGCUGGAUGAGGCAGCAUCCAGGCACUUCCCCAAUGACUGCUUCCCCAAUGUGCUGCUCAAAACCAGCGAAGAGCCAGGCACUGGCCAGGCUCCAGAGAGCAUCACUGAGCAGCAGCCAGGCAAGGAGAAUGGUGUCACUACCAGACAAACCUAUAAAAGCAUCUUAGCAAAAGAGACUGCUGCAGAGGGAGAAAAUUCCUCUAAAGAUGACUCCUCUGCUAGCAGCAGCCAAAGUCAACAGGGUGAGAUGCUGGAAAUCAGCAUCCAGGCUGAUUCUGAGAAGAAAAACAUUACCCUCCCUCCAGAGAAUACUGUUCCUGCAAAUGAUGCUGAGCAAGUGGAUGUGAAACCAGUCAAUGCCAGUGCAAAGGACAAGGAGAGCUCUGAGAGUGUCAGGGAUCUGGGCAAGCCAGUGAACUAUGAACUGGUGACCAAUUUGCCUCUGUGUCCCAGCAGCAGAGGUGGAAGCAAGCAUCUUCCAGCAAAAACUGCAAAGCACAAAAAUGUUGCUCUGCAGUUUUAUAACUUACGACAUGCACCCGCACCUGUAGACAGUGCAAAAAAGAACACACCAGGGAAGGAGUCUAUGCAAGCAAUCCCCAAACUGAGGGAUGAACACAGUUCAGGGAAUGAUGACUGCCCAGCACUGGAGGACAUAGACAUGGCUGACAGCAAACCAAAGUUCAUGGAGUGGUGUGCUGAAGAGGAAAACCAGGAGCUCAUUGCUGACUUCAACACUCAGUACAUGAAAAUCCAGAAGGGCUGGAUUCAGCUGGAGAAGGAGGUCCAGCCAACCCCCAAGGUAAAGAACAAAGCCGACAAACUGAAAGAGAUUUGGAAAAGCAAGAAAAGAACACGGAAAAGCAGAGGCUCACUGGAAGUGCAGAAGCUUUCUCCUGUGCAGAUGCUGUUUAUGAAGGCCUUUAAGCUGUCUGACAUAUGCCAGUGGUUUUUGGAGACAACUGAGACCAGGUCUCUAGUGAUUGUGAAAAAACUCAACACCCGUCUCCCGGGGGAGAUUCCCCCCAUGAAAGUCCCCAUGCAGAAAUAUUCUUCCUCUAGUCUCUACCCCAGCUCACUACAAGCUGAACGUUUGAAAAAACAUCUCAAGAAAUUCGCCGCCACUACCCCGGCUCGGAAUAACCUGAAGAACCAAAAGCUUUGGGCCAAAAUUCGUGAGAAUGCGGAUAAAGCAGAGGUUGAAGAAGCCACCGCUCCCAGCCAGACGUCUCCCACUGAUGCCAGCACCAAGGAGCUGAGUGAGGACAAAACCAUCCCGCCAGCCCUCAGCUUGCCCACGCAGGCCAGCACCAGGAUCCUGCGCAAGUACUCCAAUCUUCGGGGCAAGCUGCGAGCCCAGCAGCGCGUGGUGAAGGCAGAGAAGCGGAGCGAGUGCCCAGGGGACCAGCUGUCCCUGGAGAGCAAGCAGAGCCGGAAAAGUGUGUGCAUCAACCCCCUGAUGUCUCCAAAGCUGGCCUUGCAGAUCAAAGCAGCUGCCUUUCCUGCUAAAUCUCCCUCAGUGGAUGGAACGGGGAAGGGGCGAAAGGGGAAGAGCAGGUCCCAAGAGGAUCCCUCGCCCAAAGUCGACCUCCAGCUCAGCAAGAAGAAGAAGAUGCUGAAGGAGAGCGGGAGCACCCAGGAGCGAUCCAGCUCUUCCACCAAGGACAAGCUGCCUGCCAAGAAGGCCAGUAAAAUAAAGCAUUCAGAGGGCAGUGUGAAAUCUCCCACCACCCGAAAGCAGACUGCCAUGGAGAGGAGCAAUAAGCUGACCAGAAAAAUUUCUUUGAAAGAGAAGAGAGUCCCGAAAAAGCAGCUGGAGAAGCGGCUCCCCAUGCGGAAGGGCAAGGAGAACACGAGCAGACGGGCCGUGCUCCCUCCCAGUCACGAGGAGCUGUCCAAGGCCCCAAAACAGAAGCCCCUGGGGGAGUCCUCCACACGGUCACAGAAGAUGGCCAACAAGAAGCACAGCAGUGGGAAGACCUUGACAAGGUCCAUGAAGAAGAUGCAGGAGAGCAGUGUGUCUCAGGGCAAGAGGAAGCUAAGGGCAAAAGUGGACUGUUCACACAGCAAACGCUCGCGACUCGACCCGAAAUAGCAAAGAAACGGUAGCCAUGUACAAAACUGAUGUAUAGUAGUAACCCUUUACCAUGCAUUAACUAAAGCUGCUUUUAUAAGCUGUAGCAAGCCUUUAAAAAUCCGCAGUUAAAGGAUAAAUACCCAUGAUUUUAGGCAUCAGCAGAUGUGUCUUGGACAGAGAAGAGGUUGGUCUGUCUGGCUCUGCUGUUCAGAAGGAAGUUUGUGUAGUUUGAACGUUCCUUGGGUUCUUUUAAACUUAGAACCAGGCAGUUUUUGUUAAAAGUACAGUGCCUUAUUUAUCACUUUAAAAAUAAAAAUAAGAAGCUCGUCUGUGUGAUUUGGAGGCUUGCGUUUUAUACUUGAGGCACAAGCACUUGUACUGUAGCAGAAAGAAACCACCUUCGUGCACAUGAAGUAGCUUUUGUCAGCCUUUGGGUGCACACAAACAUUUCCCUUUCUUUCAGAGUCCUCCUUCUGUCUGUCUUCUUAGUGGCAUUUAAAGCAAAACCAAAACCAUUUCGCAUCACUAAGGGAGAGAAAGGCGAGUCUGUCCAUUGUCGGUUCGCUGGUAGCAGUUGCUGGUGUCCCAGACUGUCACCUGCAUGAGAAUGUGAAGUAGCUGCUGGAGUUGUACUGCUGAUGGCUGCCUGCUCCUCACUGCGCACCCGUGGGUGGGGAGGGCCCACUCAGGCUGGGGAGAUGCCCUGGGGGUGCAGGUACCAGGCUGCCACACCUGCUGCUGCCGGCUGGGCAGGCUGGGCUGUAUCUGUCUAUUUUCUUGCUGGCUUCAGGGAUGAACCGGUCUUGCCAUGCUCUGCUUUUGGACAGACUUCCUUCUCCUAAUUCCCUGUCCUUGUGGUGAUUUCUGUGGUCUCUGUUGGCAAAGCUUUUUUGUAGUGCUUCACUGAAGGUUGAAUCUCUCCCUUUUUAAGGGCUUGAGUUCCUGAUGUUGGUGCUCUGCAGGAAGGGAACUCUGGCCCUCACCUUAUGCUUUUGUGCACGCCUUGCCUAGUGCUCUCUGAAGCCAGGAUUUGCAGUUGAAAUAAGGCUGGGAUAAGGGACUGGCUUGUGUUAAUUUUUUACCAUAAUUUGCAUUUCACCCUUUUACCAGCAAGGUGCAGGAGGUUUGUCCUUGCUUGUGUCACAGAACAGGGUCAUAGUGCCUGUCUUUUCUUAGAAAAAAUUGUUAGAAGUGCAUAGAGUGUGUGGCUGUGCUGGUUCUGCUGGGCAGAGAUGAUCAGCAGCUAGGGAGGGCUGUGGUCUGUGCUAGGGAAAGGUCCCUGCUCAACCAUUGCAUCCCCAAGGCUUCACUUUCACAUUGCUGCAGAGUCCAUUUGCAGGAAUCCCAAUGCCAGUCUCCUUCCAGACACAAAGCAGCAGUGCCUGUCAGGGCACUGUGUGGACCCUGAGGCUGCCAGACCUUUAACAGCUGCCUUGCUGGUCCUUGCUCAGCUGCUUGUCCCUGAUGAGAGCAAGGCUCUGGUGCAGCCCAUGAAUUCAAGAGAUGCUGGCCCCUGGAGCAGAGGCUGAAAAGGGAUUGCCUGCAAAGGGAAUUGCUUUUCGUGGUUGGCAUUGAACCCCAGAUCUCAAAGCCUGGGGGCGGGAGGUGAAAGGUAGAUAACUGUAUUAAAAUCUUUCAUUGUACCCCUUUAGUACAGAGGAUGAAACCAGGUGUUUGAUUUGCACUCACUUCACAGAGCACCUCUGGCUCUCUUGGAGGUACUCCCUUUCCCAAGCAUUGAGACUCACAAUGCUGCGGCACAUUUUUCUCUUUACUGUGAAAUGGCUGAUUUAAAAAAAAAAAAUCCUCUGCCUUUCCUUUGAAUUGUGCUAGAGUAAGUUAACUCUCUGAACAGGUAGGAAGUGAUUAAAUCUAGCCUGUCAGUCCCUGUACAGAUUAAUAUGAAGCUAUCUAUUACUUUAAUUUUUACUGCAUGCAUUAAAUAUGUCAAACAUUCCAUCAGAAAAUAUUUAAAAGCGUUUCAAGAGAGGUGUAAGGCAGGAGGGCACUGAUGGCAGUUAAGUGACUGAUCUGUACCUCUUUUGCAGGGUGUCUUUCCCUCUUGCUUCUCCAUCCUUCCUUAUGGUCCUUCUCCAGCCUCUGGCUGGGGCCCAGCCACAUGGGCCCAGAUUUCCUCUCCUUGCCCUGGGCCAGGCGUACAUGUGAGCACACCUCUUACCUUUGCUGCUCACGCCAUUCCCCUGUAGCAAAUCCCCUCUUCCCGUCCUUCACCAUCACUCCUGAAGUGCCUGCACAGGUCACCAUGCACCUCCUUGAGGCUUUCCCUCUCUCUUCUCUCAUUUUUUAGCUGCUGGUAAAUGGUAAAUACAGGCUGUCCUGCUCCCUGUCUUCUGUGCUUCUGGGAGCAGGAGUCACGUUAGGAUAGAACCCUAUACAUAGCAAGUGGAAAGACUCUUUCUAGAUGGGAUGCUGCUGCUCCAGUGUCCUGGAUGUCUUCCUGCACCCUGGGGCUUCACCAGCACCGACUGGCUGAAGCAUGGCAAGGCUGGGGGACAGCAGGUGCCAUUGGUGCUGGAGUGGAGCAGCUUCUGGGCAUCUGUCCCAGCUCAGUGUGCACGGCUUGGCUCAGGCAGGGUGGGAUCAGAGCACUGAGCUUCCUGGCAGUGUCCCUGACAGGCAGGGGUGACGUGUGCUCUGAGGCACAGCCCCUGCUUCAGAGCAGUCUGUUACCAAUAAAUGUGGCUCUUACAUCAAGCAAGGGAUGCACAGGGAGCUGCAGAUGAGCUUAAUGAAUGGAAGAAAAUAAGCUACAUGAUUGAGUACCGUAUUCCACAUGGACAUGGAGUGUGUUUCCAUGUGCUACAGGCGCAGAGCUGCCCACUGGCACUACCACAGUGCCAUCCUCAGAUCCACAGCCUCAUUGCGCUCCUCUUCCCCUGGGCUACCCCACAGCUCCCUGCUCUGCUUCUUCAGCUCUGGAUUUCAAGAGAUACAACCCACAAAGCAGAUCUCUUUCUGUUACUUUGGCUUUUCUUGCUGGCUACUUUCUCAUCCUAUUGAAAUUAGUCUCCAUCAUGCACCCUGGUCCAUGAACGAGGAGCAGCAUCCUCUUAGCUCUGCACCUCCACAGAUGUCCUCACUGUCCCUCUGCUGCCACCCCCCUCCCUCUCAGUUGCAUGAUUACCUUAUUCUCUCUCUUGUCAUCAGCAGCUCUGGGUCUUCACACUUCACAUGUUCAGAAUCCGUCCAUUUUAAUAAAAAACCACUGAGAGGAGCUCUGUUUGCCAAGCUCAGAGUAGAAACUUAUGUUGGUGCUGUAGCAAGAGCAGUUUGAGCCCGGGAUGGCUCCUCCUACCUGUAGCUGUUAGGAUCUUGUUAAGCAAGGCCAGCCCUGGAAUGGGUUUCCCUGCUGACAGGGUGUGUGAUAUGUACCCAAGGUGUGCACAUAUUUAUAUUCAUCACUUACUCAUCCCUGGCAAGGUCCUGUUUGCUGGUGUUCUCUCUGUGCAGUGGGGUUUCUGUAGUCACCUGCCAGCAAGUCAGGGAGACAGAUCUGCAGCAAAACUCUGAAGAGCUGACCAGUUGGCGCUGAUGCUUCUGACAGACUUUCUGCUGCAUUGCUGAUCAAGGUCCAUGAGUUGUGAGAGCAGGAUGAAACUGUUCCUGCUGCUCUCUGCACCCUGUCCCGUCAGUGCUGGGGGUGCCACGCAGGGCUGGACUGAGCGGGCUGGCUGGCUGCCCACACCACUUUCUGCUGGUGUGCAGAUGAGCAAAGCUGCAGCCCAGCCCGUGUCCCAGCUGGUCUUGUGGCACCUCUGGAAAUGCUGAUGUUUCCAAAAGCUCUGCCAGCUCCCAGGAAAUGGACAUGCAAUCAGAUAUACUGGUGCCCUGUUUUUAAGAUUUGCUGAUGGACACUUUUUCUCUCCAGCUCAUAAACUUUCAGCCUGACAACUGCAUUCCCAGUUGAAGGUGACUGAGAAAGCUGUGAUUCCCAGCCUUCCAUGGGUACAGGUAUUGCUUUGGGCAUCAUGGAGGUGUGGGUGGCCAUGCAGGUUGGGCUCUCACCUUUCCACCAUCAGCAGUCAUGCCGGGGGAAGAGGGCUGAGCCCCAGCCAAGGUGUACUUGGGUCUGCAUCCUUGGGCUGUUUGCCUGGACAGCCCAGGAGCAAGACGGGGAUAGGCUCCUCCUUGACAGGGAAUGCCACUGGAGGUUUUCUUGUAGCAGUAGGUUUUUUGAGCAAACCACGAGGCUAUGAUGUCCCCAUGUCACGUGUGUUCCCCCCCGUGUGUCGUAGCAUCCAUUUGGCCCAUCCUUCAGCUUGGUGGUUGUGAAAUGAAUCCAUCUGUUCUAAGAUGUUCUCAGGAGUUCUUGUUUGUAUUAAGCUCACCCCUAGGCUUAGCAGAAAUGACAGUCCCCAUCCUCCCUGCUCCCCUCCCCGCAGACAGGCCCUCUCUCUCAUGAGCACUUCCACCUUCUCCCCGAAGGGCAGCAGAGGGCAGCUGGCGGUUUUGAUUCAGGGCACGUUGGCAGCUUUGGGGCAGCCGAAGGAGCUGGGAUGCAGCCGGCCAGCAUUUGUGACAUGGGUCUGGAGGCCAGGCGGUCCCACGGGCUGUAUUGCUAGCCAAUGUUUUCUAAGUCUGUUUGUAAGAGUACCUAAUUUUAAAAUGAAAUGUGAAUAUAUAUUAUGUGUAGGUGCCAUGUAAGAUAGUGUUGUGCUAGGCAGCAGGAUGCUAACCUACUUUUUAAGCUUUUUGGAGGCAGGAAAAAGCAUUUUUCUCUCACUUCAUGCUCACAGAUCUAAUAUUGUAAAUAGGUUUUUUAAAUAUUUAUUUCAUGGGCUUUCCACAGGUUCUCGUUCUGACUGGUGUGUGGCGGGUGGGGCUACAUUGCCCAGCGUGCCCAACCAAAGGGCUGGCGAUGGCGUGGGGUCUGGGAUGGGGCGGGGUGGGGUGGUGGUGGUGCUGUUCAGUUUGGGUUUUUGUCAGAGCUGAAGCAUUAAUUCUCUUCAUCUCGUUUUGAUGAUGUCAGACCUGGUCGAUGGCCACGGUCCCCAGGGAGGCUGUGAGCUCCCAUGGCCGGCCAGGAUGGCUGUUCCCCAGGACAGGGGGCACUGCAAGCAAUAAGAUUUGUAGUAAUAAUGUCUGCUGUGAUGGCAGGGGCUCUCGGGGCUCAGGGCCAGGUGGGAAUAACCCUGCUCCCGGCAGGGGCUCAGUCCAGCAUGGCUUGGGGGGUCUCUGGACCUGGAGGUACUCCAGGAAGUGUCCCCAGGGAUGCAGAAAGUGGGGGAUGCUGUCACCCCCGAGGAACCCCCCCAAAACCAGCGGGGUAGGGUGGGUGGUUGCUGGUAGCAAAUUCCCACUAGAGAAUCACUGCCUUUGUGGGUACGGGUGACCCAAGGGAGCUCACCGCUGUCGCUGCUAGUCCUAGGGCCGGCUCCAGAAGGUCAUUUGCUCAUUUGCUGAUCAUUCUGUAAUUUUAAUUCUCCUUCUAGGAGAUUCGAGGUCAUUUGGUAAUUUUUGCUUAAGUGGGUUUAGGUUUUUUUUUCUUUGUUAACCCCUUUUUGCCUGGAAGUGUGGCUGGCUCUGACCUUCCAGUCUAGCUGCCUGUGUGGGGCAGUGUCAGCAGCAUCUGCUUUAAUGAUGAUGGGUCUCUGACUUUGGAGGAUGAAGUGAGGGGUGCUGCUGGGUUCCAGCCCUGCAGGACCCUUCACCAGUCCCACACUUCCUUCACCCUUGGAACAGGUGUGUAAAAAAAGAAAAAAAAAAAAAAAAGAAAAAAGGAAACAACACAGUAAUUUUUUUCUUAGGAUGUAAAACAUUUGAAUAUUAUCUCCACCCUGAUGGCAAAUGUUUUUCCUUCAUCUGUGUCUGCUUCCCUGGGAGAGUUUUGUUUCUCUGUUUGUUUCUAUAUGAAUUUUAGACACUGAGCUGAAAUUCCUCCUGUCCGGUACUGUAUGUUUGAGCCCAAGCAAUGUGAACUGUACAGACCAGCAGUGGGAAGGGGGAGCUGGUGACUGCACCUGGGAGAGCCGUGGCUUGGGACGGCAUUCCCAGUUGGUGUAGGAGUGGGAAGUACUGCGCCACAAGUUGGGAAAAUGAACUGUCUGCUGUGAAUUCUCGGUUGGAAAUGUGGAGAGGAGUUUCCAUUAGAUAAUGUUUACAUACCUCACCUGACAAACCUUUGAAAGUGUAUAUAUAAAAAAAGAAAGAAAAUAAAAUUAUAUUAAGUUGCUUUAAAUCAAUAUGUAUAGCUAUAAGAGCUGGGUCAUUUGAACUUUGAAUAUGUAUCGAUUCUCUAAAUGUUGACAUUUUGUGAACUCUGUGCUCCUGUCUUUUAUUUCAUCCUAGCCUAUGGAAAAAGUUGUGUUCUUGUUCCAGGUAAAAGGUCCCUGACCCAGAUCUGAACUCCUCAAGGAUUCCCACCACCUUGUUUUCUUUUCUUCCUCACUGUCAGUAUUCACCCUAUGAGCUUUCUAAAGGUCCGUAUUUUAUUGCCGCUUAUUAAACGUUUCUUUGAUAUCAA